This is a messenger RNA of Morus notabilis, 629 nucleotides long. RefSeq lists its product as uncharacterized. Bases 98 to 358 code for a protein of 86 amino acids. The record is from RefSeq and is a predicted model, not a curated record. The transcript is spliced from 3 exons. Lineage: Eukaryota; Viridiplantae; Streptophyta; Magnoliopsida; Rosales; Moraceae.
CAAAACACAAAACCCCACUAAAGCCCUAAGCCCCUUUCUCCUCAUAUUUCCGUAGCCCUAAGUUCUUUGUCCGCCGUGCUCUCUACUCUCUCCACCAAUGGCGUCUCGCUUCAGAUCUCUCUCAAAACCAACACUCUCACUCCUCAAUUCCGCCAUUUCUAGACCUGCCAGACCCAUGUCUUCUCUCUCUCCCAUCCGCUCUUCUCAAGGCAAGUCGGUUCAUCAACUGGGUUGUGUUGAAUCUCUACUUCCGCUGCACACGGCGGUUUCUUCGGCUCGGCUAACGUCUUGCCUGGGCGUUGAUUCGAGGAGUUCGAGGUCGUUGUCUCAGGAGUUGGGUCUCAGCGUGCCGCGAUAAGAGAUUUCAGUUAGAAGAAGACAAGAGGUUGGUAGAUCUCAGAGUUAAUGCUUCUCAUGUUGGAUGUCCUUUUCAUCCUCGAAGUUAUUUUUACCGGUCCCCAGAGCUGGGAAUAUUGUUGCAAGAAUCAAUCUCAACUCAUCUUUUCAUAAUUGUCGGGGAAAUUUUCUUUGAAUUUCAUUUUGUUUUCAUUUGGAUUCUCUUAUACCAUCAAUGCACUCGAGUUAGGAAUGUCUCACUUGAUGAAUAAAGAUGAUGGUCUUCAAGUUUA